Etheostoma spectabile (orangethroat darter) is the source of this 1091-nucleotide messenger RNA. RefSeq lists its product as uncharacterized. The record is from RefSeq and is a predicted model, not a curated record. The transcript has 9 exons. The coding region runs from base 1 to 750 and encodes 249 amino acids. Lineage: Eukaryota; Metazoa; Chordata; Actinopteri; Perciformes; Percidae.
AUGGAACAAGGGGCCUCCACCUUCACGGGAAAGACACAAUUGAUCCUCCUGUCUCUGAGGGAGGCCAAUGAGUGUGAGAAGGAUUGGGAAUGGCCACUAUGGGGUUCUGACCUCUUGUCCCCCAAAAGGAGACUUGAGUCCCUCAGUGAAGAUGGGAGUUCAGAUGUAGAUGUUCUAGAUCUGAGUCCAGGAACAAGGUUGGUGAAGAGGCCCUCACAGAAGAAGAAAAGACGUAAAAAGACCAAGAACGUGGAAGCAAUGGAUGGAGGUUCUGACCUCUUGUCCCCCAAAAAGAGACUAGAGCCCCUCAGUGGAGAUGGGAGUUCAGAUGGAGAUGUUCUAGAUCUGAGUCCAGGAACAAGGUUGGUGAAGAGGCCCUCAGAGAAGAAGAAAAGACGUGAAAAGACGGUGGAAGAAAUGGAUGGACGUUCUGACCUCUUGUCCCCCAAAAGGAGACUUGAGCCCCUCAGUGAAGAUGGGAGUUCAGAUGUAGAUGUUGUAGAUCUGAGUCCAGGAACAAGGUUGAUGAAGAGGCCCUCACAGAAGAAGAAAAGACGUAACAAGACCAAGAACGUGGAAGCAAUGGUGCCGCCCACAGUAAAGGUGAAAGACCGUGGAGGGAAGCAGAGAGGAGUAAAGGUGAAAGACCGUGGAGGGAAGCAGAGAGGAGUAAAGGUGAAAGACCGUGGAGGGAAGCAGAGAGGAGUAAAGGUGAAAGACCGUGGAGGGAAGCAGAGAGGAGUGCGGUAAACAAACACAUGGAAAAGUUUAUAGCAGAGCGCCGCCUUCCAGGUAAAGAACACUGCAUGCGAUGCAUAAAAGAGGAGGAAGCCUUGGGUCAAAGGUCCUGGAAGGAUGUAAAGAAGUUUGUGUACAACACAAAUGUUAAGUUAAACCGGAGGGGUGCUACACUGCAGCUUCAUCUUUGAAGAUCUGUGUUGUGCAAUAUAAUGUUGUGUUCUAGUUGUCCGGGGCAGUUCUCAAAACCAUAGCAAUAACGCCUUUGUUUUAAAAAUCUAUUAAUUGCACAAAUAUUUUUUUUAUAAAAUAUCAGAAAAGAGAAACUACGAAGGGAAAUAUGGUGAGCGCGC